Molecule: messenger RNA, 1555 nt
Organism: Coregonus clupeaformis (lake whitefish)
Lineage: Eukaryota; Metazoa; Chordata; Actinopteri; Salmoniformes; Salmonidae
Product: transcription factor BTF3 homolog 4
Exons: 6
Coding region: 283-783 (166 amino acids)
Source: RefSeq, a predicted model, not a curated record
AAAUACGUUUCCGAUUCGCCGUCGUCACUCUUCACCAACCGCGUGUGUCCUGCCGUGGUCCAGUUCUGUUCUGCUGGGGACCUGUCUGGGUAGAGGUGCUCUGCCGUGGGACGGAUCAAUCCAACAAGCUCUGCCGUGGUCCAGUUCUGUUCUGCUGGGGACCUGUCUGGGUAGAGGUGCUCUGCCGUGGACGGAUCAAUCCAACAAGCUCUGCCGUGGAACGGAUCAAUCCAACAAGCUAUUGACGCUGUCUUUACACGGGUAAAUGAUUCAACUGGAACUAUGGAAUAUAAAGCCAUGAACCAAGAGAAACUCUCCAAACUUCAGGCCCUGGUCCGGAUAGGUGGAAAGGGAACAGCUCGUAGGAAGAAGAAGGUGGUUCACAGAACAGCGACGGCUGACGACAAAAAACUCCAGAGUUCCUUGAAGAAACUGGCAGUGAACAACAUCUCUGGUAUUGAGGAGGUCAACAUGAUAAAGGACGAUGGCACAGUGAUCCACUUCAACAACCCCAAGGUGCAGGCCUCUCUGUCUGCCAACACGUUUGCCAUCACAGGCCAUGCAGAGAACAAACAGCUCACAGAGAUGCUCCCGGGCAUCCUCAGCCAGCUGGGGGCAGACAGCCUCACCAGCCUCCGCAAACUGGCUGAGCAGUUCCCACGCCAAGCACUUGACAACAAAGCGACGUCAAUCAGCAAACCAGAAGAUAUUGAAGAGGAGGAUGACGAUGUUCCAGAUCUUGUAGAAAACUUUGAUGAGGCGUCAAAGAAUGAAGCCGACUGAACCAAUCCAACUCCAACCCUCUACUACCCUCCACCUAGUACCAACUACCCAGUACCUGCUCAGUACCCCACCUACUAACCAGUACCCACCCCCUCUAUCAUGUGGGCUCAAACAGGGGGCCUGUUCAGGAAGAUGUAACGUUACAGAACGUUCAGCUAAAAAUGUAACGUAUAGAACAGAUAUGAAUGUCUGUCAAAUGCAACAGGGAAUCAUGUCAGCUCUAUCCGUUCUGUUUCAAUCUGUGACGUUCAGAAUGUUUCACGUUAACUGAAUACACCCCAGACCUCUCUGUUACGGUAGAACUGUUGUUGAUGGAAAGGCGUCGUCUGGGGUAUUUUAACCUCAGAGAAACCAACUUGGGGCUGUGUGUCCCAAAUGGCUCCCUAUUCACAGGGUUCUGGUCAAAAGUAGUGCACUAUGUAGGGUAUAGGGUGCGAUCUGGGACGCCGGACCCGUGUACCAACCCAUAGCAACACAACAAUACAUCAUGUGUUUUUUUAACAGGCUGUCGCAUUCAGGACUAGAUUCCCCCUUGAGUGACUAGGGCACUUAGGUCGUGGCUGAAAUGGCACCCUAUCCUCUUGCACUAUACAGUGAAUAGGGUCCCAUUUCGAAACGCACCUUCAGUACAGCCGUCAGUCAUCUAAAGGUUUAAAAGGCCCUUUGCUAUAGAACGUCUAACGCGUUCCAACCCAGCCGUGUCAGACAGCAUUGGUCUUAUUGAAUUGUUUUUCUUCCUGUGUUAUUAAAAACAAAAUAAGUGAUCCAUUAA